UCUCUGAGCUCUCAUUGCUCUGUUAAAGGGAGGUGGUCCUCCAAUCCCUCCUGAUUCUGCUCUCUCACGUUCUUCAACACAUGCAACAGACCUCCUCACAACAAAGGACAAAAUGUGGCUCGCUGCGUUGUACAUUUGGGGAAUCCUGUUAGCAUUUUCGGCGUGUGACAGCUGCUCAGAUCCUAAGAUCCUAAAACUAGAGCCUCUGGGGAACUGCGAGGAUGAGGAGAACUUCUGCCCUUACCAAAUCACGCUGCCUCCUCUUUCCAUCCAGCUGCCAAGGCUAGAAAAAAUGGCCAGAGAGCUGCAAAACCUAAAGGAGCUGGUGAACCAGCUGAGAAUUGACUGUCAGGAGUGUAAGGAGAGACAGCGGGUUGAGAGGGAUGGAUGGAAGGACCACGAUGAGGAGGAAGAGGAAGCUCAAACUUUGAGACAUAAUAAUAAUUUAAGCGGCACAGAUCAAGCGGUCAGGAUCAUCACCUCAACCCUCCCGCAAGGAAACGGAGCAGAGAUUGAGGGAAUAAUCAGGAGUGAUGUGAAGAGGAUAAAUCCAUUCAGUUUAGAAAGCCAUGAAUGGAACAUUGACAGGAAUGAUGCAGACCAAGGCACCACUGAUCAGAUUUCCGAGAUGAGCAAAGAGGUUAAAGGUUUUGAUCUUUCACUUGAAGACACAUCAGGGGACACAUCUGAAUUAAGACAAGUGUUCUCACCUAUAACCGAAGACAUACAGAGAGGCCGAACGUUUCAGCCAGAUGAAUUAUUAGAGUCGUCUAUUCCACGAACAAAAGAUUUUGUACAAUCCUUAGCCCAUGGGUCUGAGGUGAGCAGAGAGGUACAAAUAUUUGAUCCCUCAGUUGAAGAGACACCGGGGGACAUAUCUGAGGUAAAACAAGUCUUCUCACCUACAUCUGAAGUAACACACACUGAACAAAGGUUUCAGCGAGGUGAGUUAUUAGAGUCCUCUAUUCCAAGAACAAAAGACUUUGUACAAUCCGUAAACUAUGGGAAUCGACAACCAAACAUUUUUAGGGACAGAAAUGUGAAGAACAUCACCGGCAUCCUAGCUAUGAGAAGGAGGAUGCAAAAUAUCACCAAUGCGAAUGGACUGGGUAGCAUUUCAGGGAAUGCUAACACAAGGACGAUUUCCGCUGGUAACAGACAGCUUGUUAACUUUUCCAGGACAGGUGGACCACUAAGGCCAAAGAUGUACAUUAACAACAGAGCUGCCAAGGUAAGCGACGAAGACAGACUGAGAAACCCUGCGGUGGUGAGGACGCAUCCACAAGCAAGAGACAAGACAAUCAGACCUGGGCCAACAAGAAAUGGAUUUUCUCCAUUAAGGAGAGCUGGAAUUAACAGUGGACUAACACUAUCAUCCCAAGAAGAAAAGAUGACGGUGAUAAACCCAAAUCCUGACACCAACAGUGGACUAACCACAUCAAUGGAAAAAGAAAAGAUGAGAAUAAUAAACCCAAAUCUUGGCACUAACAGUGGACUAACCCUAUCAACCCAAGAAGAAAAGAUGACAGUGAUAAACCCAAAUCCUGGCACCAACAUUGGACUAACCUUAUCAACAGAAGAAGAAAAGAUGAGAAUAUUAAACCCAAAUCUUGGCACUAACAGUGAACGAACCUCAUCAACGGAAGAAGAAAAUAUGAGAAUAAUAAACCCAAAUCCUGGCACUAACAGUGGACUAACCCUAUCAGCAGAUGGUGAAGAGUUAACAAUAAUAAACACAAGACCUGGCACUGGACUUCCCUUAUCAACAGAAGAUAAAAAGAUGGCAUUAAUAAACACAAAGCCUAUGACUAACAGUGGACUAACUCUGUCAGAAGAUGAUCAAAAGAUUACGAACAAAAAAGACAUAAGUACAGACUCUGAUUCCAGAACAGACUACGAAAAUGACUUGAAAGAUGCAAGACAGGUGUCUGCGGAUGAAGAGGAAAACUUCAGAAAGCUAAACUCUAAAACUAAGAUUACAACAACCCAAACAAAUCUGAGGAAGGAAGACCAGGAGGAUGUUAGCCACACAGCCCAAAUAACAAACAAGUCCUUCAGUACGAUGAACAGAGCCGAACAGCCAAACUUAAUUAUAGCUGAGAGCGAACAUAUGGGAACUGAUGCAAGUCUGGUUAUGAGUAGCACCGAUGCAGACAAAGCAAACUCAUCUUCCCCAGGGAGACAGGUGGAAAGGGAAACAUAUCCAACCCCAAAUAAGAGAAUACAGACUGUUGAUGGCCAUGAGGAUCUGAGGUCCAUUAUUUUGGAUAUCACUAAUGAAAGACAGACUAACCCACUCCCUCCAGAUCAAGAAGAUCACACACAGUCUGGAACGGUUACGGAGGCAGUAAAUAAGGAAAUAAAUUAUAAUUCACUAAGAGCAGAGACUGUAAAGAAGACCAUAUUAAGCGAUAGUAAACCCAGUCAAUUGGAAACAGAGCUUGUGAACCCCACCCACAUCCCAAGUGUGAGGGAGCGUACGGCAAGUAUAGCCAGUACGGUUGAAUCACCUGUAGUAAACCAAGGGACAAGAAGAAUAUUAAUAUCUCAGCCCAUUAAACCUAAAAGUGGGGAAGAUAUUGGAAACAUUCUUUCUAUUAACAGCAACAAGAACAUCAGCAGGAUACGUGAAGCAAGCAACAUAAGAUUUCUGAAAAAUAUCACACGAGUGAUGCCAAAAUUCCCCAUACGCCCAGGCAGACAUCCAACAACUGUGAUUUCAUCUGGAGCACCCAAACCUAAUACCAUCAACAAAAUAUCAGGAAACAGCAGUGUUGUGGUACCUUCUAAUUUUCCCAUCUUACUCCGUAACAGCAGUUUUGGCAGAAGAAACGGCACUUUAAUGAUGAAACCAAGUUAUGUAAGAAGGAGGCCAAAUUUGCAAACCGAGCCCAAGGCAAGCAUUCCAAACAAAGGUUUCAAGACAAACGUAAGCUCAGUGACUCAAUUCAUCAGCUCUACAGGGAAAACAUCUGACAGUAGAGAAGAAAACAAAGACAUCCCGCGGGCGAUGGGGUCACAUGUUUUGACUAAUCUCACCAGUACAGGUUCGAAAUCACUACCAGAGAUUACUCGAAAUGCAGGCAACACCCUAGAUUUGGAAACUGUUAGACAUGGCAAGGAUCACAGCAGCGUAACUGUGAUGACAUCAAAGGUUGGGGACAACAAAGAGGACUCAAACAAAGACAACUCUCUGCAUAGUGGUGAACCCGAUUCCCUCAGUGGUGUCGAAGAAACCAAACAAUUAAGUUUGUUAACUACUGUUACUAGCAGUGAACGCCCAGUGGGAGUGGACAAAAUCGGCAGCAUAAAGCCGCAGAAUUCAAGGCCAACUGCAUCCACCCGAAACAAAGAGUUAUCAGGUGUAAGUGAAAAAAACGGCCAUGAAGAAACUACAAAACACAUUCCUACAAUGACCAAUAAACACGUCGAAAUAGUUCAAGACAUGAGUCAGGCUACCAUCUCACCACCCAUAAGCUUUGAAAAUACUGUAGCAACAAGAGAACUGGAACUUAAAGAAGAAAGAGUGCAAAAAUACUCUGGGGACGUAUUAUCAAAUCCAAAUACUGUCGAUGAUGUCCAAGGUAAUAAUGGAGGGACAUACAAAAUUCCAGUUGUUUUGGAUACGCUUACAAAUGUUGAAGAAAUCAAGGGCUCAAAAGUUUUCUCACUAAGCCCCGAGGAUACAGCUGAUGGAUUUAAAGCGAUUGCAGUCGGCGAUGACGUAACUCAGAGAGAUGGAGCAGAGACCAAGAUCCAUAGCAUCUGUGGCAGUGACUGUAUAAACACACCAACCCAACAGCCCGCAACCCAGAGCAGGCCUCUGUUAAAUUCUGAAAGAGGGCGAGGACUGCCACAGGACUGUGCUGACUACAUGACAAAAACACAACAUAAUGGCGUGUACAGAGUUACGCCACGAUCAAAAAACAGCACGUUCCAAGUCUUGUGUGACAUGGAGACCACCGGUGGUGGGUGGACAUUGAUUCAGCAACGCUUUGAUGGGAGCACUAGUUUUAAUCACACAUGGGAUGAGUACAAGAAGGGGUUCGGUAAACUAACAGGCGAGUUUUGGCUUGGCAAUGACAAGAUCCACUGGCUGACCCAGGCGAAAAACAUGUCAUUGCGAAUAGAGCUCGAAGACUUCGAAGGAGUUAGAGAAUACGCCCAUUAUGACCGAUUCCACGUGGCCAAUGAGAGCCAACAAUACCGCUUGUCCAUCGGUGGUUAUUCAGGGACAGCUGGCAACGCCAUGCAGUUUAAUAAAAUGUACAAUCAUGACCAGAAGCUCUUCACAACUCCCGACAGAGAUAAUGACCUGUAUCCUUCUGGAAACUGUGGGGUUUAUUACAGCUCCGGCUGGUGGUUUGAUGCAUGCAUGUCUGCGAACUUAAACGGCAACUAUUAUCACACAAAAUACAAAGGGGUGCGUAAUGGAAUAUUUUGGGGCACCUGGCACAAUAUCACUAUGGAGUAUUAUCCAACCAAUGAAAGACAUUCUUUUAAGACUGUCAGAAUGAUGAUCAGACCUCGAAACUAUACAAACUAAAACAAAGCUAUCUUUUGAAUUAAAAUUAUUGAAAUAAAACUAUAAGCUACGUAGUAAAUUGCUAAUCUUGUGUGUGGUGUCAGGAUGGUACAGAUGUGUUUGUGUAUUAUCAUUUUGUUUAGAGAAAUGUUGCGUUCCAUUAAACAUAUUAUUACUUGCUUUUUAAAGACAUUUUAAAAGUUUAUAGUUUGUUAAUAGUGUAUUAGCAUUAGUAAACUUCAUAAUGGGUUAUGUGUGAGUAAAUUUAAAGAUACACAUUUUCUUCUCAAUGUUGCUGUAAGUUUAAACUUUUAUAUUUUAUCUGCUGUAAAACGGAAUCUGUAACUUUGUUGUUGUAACAAGUUAUAAAAUAAAACUUUUAUGAUUUAUCAAG
This is a messenger RNA of Paramisgurnus dabryanus, 4919 nucleotides long. It is a transcript of the gene fgl2b, whose product is annotated as fibrinogen-like 2b. Lineage: Eukaryota; Metazoa; Chordata; Actinopteri; Cypriniformes; Cobitidae. The record is from RefSeq and is a predicted model, not a curated record.